This is a messenger RNA of Chaetomium strumarium, 4614 nucleotides long. RefSeq lists its product as uncharacterized. Bases 306 to 4484 code for a protein of 1392 amino acids. The record is from RefSeq and is a predicted model, not a curated record. Gene Ontology annotation, biological process: chromatin remodeling; transcription elongation by RNA polymerase II. Gene Ontology annotation, cellular component: RSC-type complex. Gene Ontology annotation, molecular function: chromatin binding; protein binding. The transcript is spliced from 8 exons. Lineage: Eukaryota; Fungi; Ascomycota; Sordariomycetes; Sordariales; Chaetomiaceae.
AACAAGGUACGCUAUUCAACUACGCGCCCCGGCCACAUUCGCGACGGAGAGCACAUCGUCUCUACAACGACUGCUCUUCUCUGCGUACCUGUGCCCAAAUCACCAGUUCAGGGACGUGAUAAACCUCCCGCAUCAACUACCAAGUAGGCUCGUAUCAGCUUUUGCGUCGAUUAUCAACGCGCGUUGAACGAGAACCGAUCUGCGACUCGGCGCAUACUUCUGACUCGACAUAUGGUCGUAGCCACGCCGCUCCGAUUUCUCUUACCUCGAACCGUGGUCGAGACGAGUUAGGGUGGCGCGCCGCCAUGGACGCCAAACGGAAGGCGAGUCCCGCAGGAGACGGUAACACCGACACCAGCAACAGCAACAAAAAUAUAAAGCGACGCAGGAUGCCGGGUCCACCCACAGAUUACGACCUCAUGAAGGGCGAAUCCCAUGAAUCUACCACUGCCUAUGGUUUGCACUUUCUUGAGACCAUUCGCCGGACUAAAGAUAAGAGUGGCCGACUCGUUGCAAGCUACUUCGAAGAUCUGAUUCCGCGAGAAAGCAACAAGGAAUACUAUGAGCGCAUCCGCAUGCCACUUUCUCUAAAGAUCAUUGAGCAGAAACUUCAGAACCAGGAGUUCAAGAAUCUCUCAGAGCUCGAGAGUUAUUUCAAGCGCAUGGUCAUGAAUGCGAAGGAGUACUACUCCAAACACUCAGACAUCUUCGAAGACGCGGAGCGCGUGCGAAAGGCGCUCAGCAACUACAUGACCAAGACAAACCCGGCAUACAAAUUGAUCCCCAAUUACGCCUGCCAAGCAGCGCCCAUUCCAGCUGACAUGCAGGCCGAGCCGGAGAAUCUCGCCGCGUCCCGUCGCGGAAAGGAGGAAGACGAAGAUGUGGAUAUGGAUGCCGAGGGAGAGGAAGACGUGCAGGGCCACGAAGAGGAUGCGCAGGGUGACGAAGAUGAAGGCGAUGAAGGAGAAGACGGAAAUUCCAAGAAGAUCGUACUCAAGCGGAGACCCGGCAGACCCAACAGGGCUGGAUCGGAGGCAUCCCAAAAGCCGGAGAAGAGCGGUCGGACCAAAGCAGACCAUGAGUACGAGGGCGUGCCGUACAGAGGUCUCUCCUUCCAGCAAGCGCAGGAGAAAAUAGUCGAAGAGUUGAUCCGGAAGUCGGAUGGAUCAGGACCGUAUUUCCUGGACUUCAUCAACCUGCCCCCGCGUAGCUACAAAGAAUACUUCGCUGUCAUCACAAACCCGCUGUCUCUGAAGGGUUUGCAGAAGCUCGUCAAGGGCAUUCAUGGCCGACAGCCUGCAACCGGGGUCAGCGACUUCAAAAACUGGGCAGCAUUCGAAGAGAAGGCGAGCCUUCUCUGGAGCAAUGCGCAUUACUACAACGAGGAAGGAAGCGAGAUCUAUACACUGGCCACGGAGCUCAAGCAAUGCUUCGAGAACGAGCUCAGCGAGGCGAAGGCCGUGGUCCAGGAACCACCUCAGCCGAAGAUCAAGCUCAAGAUUGCUCCUGGCCAAGAGACGCCUGUAGUUGGUUCUAAGAAGAUCACUAUCCACGUCGGCGGAUCGCGGAGCAGCACGGCGGCCUCUCCGGCGCCCCAGACAGGCCAGUCGAUUGACUCAAGUCGUCCCGAUGCGGCGCCGAACGCCAACCGCGACGCGAUGCCUCCCAUAGCGAUUGCGACCGGCGUCGGCUCUCAGGCCGGCAGCGGCAGGGCUCAACCUGUCUCGGUGGCGCCUUCGACUUCUUCCCUUGUCGGUGCUCCUGGGUCGGGCGUUGGGCCUCAACAACAUCCCGCUGCCCCCCAGCAGCCCAACGGCCAUGCGCCGGUCGUGGCUAACGGCCAGAGCGGAAUUCCCGCUCCCGGUCAGAACCAACAGCCGCUGGUUGUGAACGACCACUAUCAGACCCAACUCGGCCGGGUGGUUCCCAUGCCGCCUCCAAACGAGGCUCCCACCCCGGAGCCCACGUGGUACUACCACUAUCGGGCGCCCGGUAGAAGCGAUGCUGAUUCUCUACUGCCGGAGGUUUUGAUCCGGACGCACCCGAGUAUCCCUUUGCAGCCCCGGUUCAGGGAGGUGGUUCUGGCGCACCCUAAGGAGGCGUUCCAGACCGUCGUGUUCAUCAUUCCGGCGGGACAUACUCGACUGCAGGUCAUUCCUCGCCUGAGGCCGUUCCAGCAAGAGAUGAGACCGUUCGGUAUUUUCUUCAUGGUUGACGGUCAGCUCAUAUCACGGGCAACUCCACUGCCUGUCACAGAUGACCCGCUGCCGCAGGACGCCUUUGUCUACGAAGCGAAUCUGCACCCAGGCACAACGCAGAUCCAAGUCGAGGUCGUUGCCUGUCUGCCGAAGGGACAGAAGCUGGCGAACGGCGCAGUGGGGGAGGUGGAGAGGUUGACCAUCUCGAAAGUCCCUGAAGCCGAUUACAGGUGCGAUAACGUGCAUGGUUUUAACAACGACUUCUCUGCCAACGCCGGGACGAGACCACCACCACCACCAACACCACCACCCAACAUGUACCCCGAUGCUGGAACCCAACUGCACCUCCGCGGCGGCGCCCUAGCAGACGGUUCAGGCUACAACCCCAGCGGUGUUGUUGCCGGCCCCUUCGACUCCCCUCGGCGGCGCCGCGGCCGCUCUGAGUCACGACGACGAGGUGCUCGAUCCAAUGGUAGUCAUACUCCCCAGCAACGACAGCAGGAGGAGCGGAAUCAUCUCCUCCCAUCCGGCGAGGAGGAGGAAUACAUAGCCGUGCCCCGGGACCCCCUCUACAGCAAGCGAGCUCGCCAGCUCGGCAUCGAGGACAGUCUGCUCUGUCCCGCACCGCUGCCGCCUCCCGAUGCGCAACGGCUGCCCUGGCCCUGGCCCUGGUCAAGCGGCGGUCGAAGGAGGAGUCUGGGCGAGCUAACGGCGGGUCGCUGGCGGCCCACGAGGACGCGUUUCACUGUGCGUUGGCCGCGUGAGGAUGAGCUUCCUACGGAGUGGUAUGAGGGUGUCUAUACGCAUCUGUAUGGCACGGUGAGGGGGCUUGUGCGGGAGUAUUUCGGGUACGGGGAUCUUCCGGUUGUUGCUGGUCGAAGAGGAGGAGGAGGAGGAGGAGGACGAGGUGGUGGUGUGUGGCUCGAUGGAGGGUUCCCCAAGCAGUUUAUGUGGUUUGUCGAGAAGGUGGCGAUGCAGGAUAAUAAUCUGGCGGGCGGCUGGGAUGAGCUGCUCGUGAGGAGGCCGCUCCGGGAGUACUUUGUGACGGGGGUUGUUGCGAAGGCGUUGGAGACGUGCGUGUUUGAUGAUCUGCUGUUUGGCGCGGAUAAGGACCAGAAGGGCAUGCUGGAGGCUCAGGACAGGUGCACACUUGAGCUGGAAGGUUACCAGCGGACAAGGCUGCGCGCGCAGUGCGUCCGCACCGUCCUCGGGGGCGACAUCCUCACGCCGGAGUUCUGGCCUCGCGUCGACCAGCUCGCGCUGCAGCUUGCGACGCUCCUUCUGCCUCUGCUUCGCAUCAUGGAUAAGUCGUUCCCAGCCAGCCAGGCCAAGUCACUACGCAGCAUCUACCAGGAGCUGCACGCCAUUGUUUCUGAGGCUGGACACCUGUCCAUCGGCAUCCGCCGGUCGCAGAAUAUCUUCCGCUUCUCGUUUCCCUUCCCCGGUGAGGUGUGGGAUCUCGACCAGCAGGAGGUGGACGACACCGUCUACAAGAUUUCUGCGGCGGCGAGCAACAGGGCCGAUAAGGCCGCGGAGGCGAAGUGGACGGCAAGCCAAGAGCGCAGGCGACGUCAGGAGGAAGAGGUCGUCGACUCUAAUCCCAUCACUUCGGCUCGACGCCGGUUCAACUCUGCCUGGCGUCGCGUCCUGGGCCGACCAGCCGACGAAGAUGCUGAUGGUGAUGGUGACAAAGGCGGCGUCGGGGACGUAUGGCGCCGCCCCUCUCGUAUAGCCAAGGUUCAGAUCGUCUUGUGGCCCCUGCUGCAACGGUUCGCAACCGUCGGCGAGGUCGACUCACAGACCGGGGUGGCCGACGGUGAAAAUGUCACCACCAUCCUGCGAUCCCAGGUCGUCUACUACCGCGGCUAUGCUGCCGAACCUGUGGAGCAGAACGAGCACUACCCAACUUUGGACGACUGGGUGCAUGAGCACACGAGAAAGCAGACGUGGAACUCGCUCACGGUACUGCGCUGGGUUGCGUACGCUGCUGCCACCUGGCUGCUCUGCAAUUGGCUUGUGCGGUAUAGUCCCGUCGCCGAUGAUAUCGUCCAUAUCGUCCGGUAUGGGCUGGAAGGGACCGUCAAAUACAUCGUCCGGGAAGCUCUCCUCUUCGUGAUUGAGGUUCUGAUCACGGUCAUUACGUUUGCCGUCAGCGUCGCCAACACGGUCAUGAUUGUGGGCUAUAGAUUUAGGGAUGCUCUGGGCCGGCUAUUUGGGUUCGAAGAGGGAUGGUACGGUGUGUAUCGCAGGGACGCCAAUGCUGACACUGGGGGUCCGGUUCGCUAAAGUCAUGGGAGGCUAAUGGACCUAUCUAACAGUAGAGUGAGAAAGAUUUAAGACUGCAGUCAAGGGCGUCACUUUGUUUCACUUUUGACGAGGAAGAGAUGGAGAUUCCCGGUCAAUGGGUCGGAUCAUG